CGCUGCACCCCUCACCUCUCCCUCCUUUCCUUUAUUCCUGGCCCCACCUGCCAAAAUGAACAGCACGGACAAGGAGAAGCAGCUGCAACUCAUCACCAGUCUGAAGGAGCAAACCAUAGGCGAAUAUGAAGACCUCAGAGCAGAGAACCAGAAAACAAAGGAGAAAUGUGACAAAAUUAGGCAAGAACGAGAUGAAGCUGUUAAAAAACUGGAGCAAUUUCAGAAAAUUUCUCACAUGGUUAUAGAGGAAGUCAAUUUUAUGCAGAACCAUCUUGAAAUAGAGAAGACUUGUUGAGAGAGUGCUGAAGCUCUGGCGACAAAGCUAAAUAAAGAAAAUAAAACAUUGAAAAGAAUCAGCAUGUUGUACAUGGCCAAGCUGGGACCAGAUGUAAUCACUGAGGAGAUCAACAUCGAUGACGAAGAUGUUAGCACAGACCCAGGAGGCACCACAGAGACCUGUGUGCCUGUGCAGUGUCAGAAGCAGAUCAAAG
Odobenus rosmarus divergens (Pacific walrus) is the source of this 491-nucleotide messenger RNA. RefSeq names its product shootin-1-like. Bases 56 to 295 code for a protein of 79 amino acids. The transcript has a single exon. Lineage: Eukaryota; Metazoa; Chordata; Mammalia; Carnivora; Odobenidae. The record is from RefSeq and is a predicted model, not a curated record.